AUGAGCCUUCUAGUUUUCGUCGUGUUCUUGGCCCUGCAAUCCCAAAUCGAAGCAUUUAAUUUUUCUCCAUUUCCAAAUCUGGUGCUAGAAUAUCCCCAACAGACCAGCCAGGAACGCAGCUCCUACUUCGGAUACUCCCUCGUAAUUCGCCAGAACAGCAUUAUAGUGGCAGCACCUCGAGCCAACUCCACGUUGCCAAGGCUACGCAACAUAAACGAGCCUGGGGUGAUCUACAAGUGCUCCUUGCACAACGGGGAGUGCCACACAUACGACCCGGACCACGAGGGAAACUACAAUGCGUCCACCAACGACUACACCUGGGACUCGCGGCACAAGGACCACCAGUGGCUGGGCGGAUCGAUGGACGGAGGAACCCAGGACACGGACAGGUUCCUCGUGUGCGCCCCCCGGUUCUUCACCCACAGCCCCGGGGACUACUUCCUCAGCGGAAUGUGCUACCGCUUCCAGGACACAACGGUCGACCCUCCAGAGGAGGUGGAGAAGAUCUCCCCGCUGCGCUCGAUAGAGAAACAGGUGAUCACGAACGAGUUCAAGAACGAGACGCUGGCCCACGUGUACAUCAUGGGCGAACUGGGGCUCAGUGCCCACGUGCCGGACGACAACUCCAAUUUCAUCAUCGGAGCCCCGGGCAUCUACGAGUGGAAGGGGUCCGUAGUGCUCUUCGGGCAACACGAGGACAGUCCCAGCUCCAAGGCGAGUAAGCGGGACACGAGCAGGGCUCUCCGCCGGACCAAAAGGGAGAACUUCCAGUCCAAGGUCCUCCAGCCACUGAGUUGGAGCCAAUCAAAUCACUCGUACUUCGGCUACGCCGUCAGUUCCGGCUACUUUGACAGCUCCUAUCCAUGGAAACUGCUCUACGUGGCCACUGCUCCCCAGGCACACUCGCAAUCGGGAGAGGCCUACAUCUUCGCCGUGCUGGGCAACGGCAUCCUCAAGUUCCAGACGUUCCUGGGCGAGCAGUUUGGUGAAUACUUCGGGUAUUCCGUUCUUGCGGAGGAUCUCAACGGGGACAGGAAAACAGACCUCAUCGUUUCAGCUCCGCAGCACGCUCUUCAGGAUUCCCAUGACGAUGGUGCCAUCUACGUGUUUGUCAACAGAGGGUCUUUUAACUUUGAGCGACAGAUAAUUCUGUCGCCAGCGGGCAAAAGAGGUCGAUUUGGAACUACUCUUUCUCGUCUGGGAGACAUCAACCACGACGGCUAUAAUGACGUGGCAGUGGGAGCUCCUUUUGCCGGCAACGGAUCGGUGUUCAUCUACUUGGGCAGCGAGCAGGGAUUGCGGGAGCAGCCGAGUCAGCGAUUGGAUGCUCCUUCCACGACCAGUUCCAAGUACGGGGAACACAUGUUUGGACACGGUCUGUCCCGCGGAUCGGACAUAGAUGGCAACGGAUUCAACGACUUCGUCAUCGGAGCUCCAAAUGCCGAGGCGGCGUACUUCUAUCGCUCCUAUCCUGUCGUAAAAAUACAUGCAUCGAUCAGGCCGGAAUCACGAAGGAUCAAACCGGAACAGGACGUGGUGAAGAUCACCGCCUGCUACAGGCUGGAGUCGAAGUCUAUGGCGUGGAAAGUUCUGGAGCAGGAGCUGAACUUCCUGGUUGCAGUCGAUACAAGACUGAAGCGGGUAACUUUCGCCGGAACCCAGCUGCAUCAGAUGUCCUUCAUGGCAAAUGCGAGACUCGAGGAGCAAUGCAGGGACUUCAAUGUCAAGAUGUCCAGGAAGGCCAUCUUUACUCCCAUCGUUAUGGAGAUGCACUACGAACUGAAAAACAAGAUUUCCGACUCAGCGGUUUUUUGCAAAACGUGCGCGGUGGUUGAUCCGACGGAACCAAAGGUCUCCGUUGAAAAAAUUACUUUCUGCACUGGCUGUGCCACGGAUGUUUGCAUCGCUGAUCUUAAACUGAAGAGCCUAGAUGCAAGCCCCACUCUUACCUUGGGUUCCCUGGACAUCCUGCGCAUGAACUACGAUAUUAAAAACAUCGGCGAGAAUGCUUACGAGCCUCAAUUCAACGUUACGAGCUCACCGCGCCUGCCAUUUGCGCAAAUUCCCGGAAACUGUCACGUCGUUGAGGAAAUUCUUGUGUGCGACCUGAACCACGGAAGACCGUUGGCGCAAAACGAGAGCAACUUCAUCACCAUCAGCUUCGAUGUCAGCCAACUCAGCGGAGAAUCGCUGAUUAUCGAAGCUCAGGUUCUUAGUGCCUUGGAGGAAAAAAACCCCAAGGACAACAAACAGACAAACGUGAUCAGUCUAAGGGAGUUCACCGAGAUCGAUGCCACCGGAGGCCAGACCAACGGACAAACUGUUUUAAAGAAUUACCCUUACUCCGCGGAAAUCGUCAACCAUUACGAGAUCAAGAGCCACGGACCCAGUACAAUUGAAAACUUAAAGCUGUCUUUUUACAUUCCUGUUGCCUUCAAGGCCAAUUCUAUGGCGGUUGUACCCAUAGUUAAUGUGUCCAGCCUGAAGAUACGGGCCAGUUACAACGCUACAUUGUCGAGUAUCGAUCUAUACGACCAGAAUAAUACCCUGAUCAAUAAGUACCAAACUGAGAAACGAGAACGUCGCGAUUUGAAAGGUCUAUUUGGCAGCCGAGAUCAAGAGAACCGGACCUCAGAUGGCCACUCUAACGAAAUGCUGUUCGAGGACAAGCUGCCGAAAAAUAGCACCAUUAGGUUCGACUGCCGGAACUUCACCAUGACGAUCUGCGUCCGGGCCGAAAUGCACGUGCAACUGAAGCCGGAGAAACCUCUUGACCUAAACAUAAGCUUCAUACUCGACUUGAGCGGAGUGGAGGAUCCUUCGGAGUUCUUCGUAAUUCUAACCGAUUUGGAAUUCCUCAAGGAGGGCGACCCCAAGUCCAGUUCGUUGCAGAUUAAUUCGCGGAUCGAACCGAAUGUUAUAUCCAGGCAUGCCGCGCUAUCCAACUGGGUAAUAAUUAUGUCGGCCAUCGGGGGCCUUCUGUUGCUUUCUGCAAUCACCUAUGCUUUUUACAAGCAAGGAUUCUUCAAACGCACUCUAAGAUAUAGUUUGGAAGAGGGUAUAGCUGGGAAUGAGACGCCAGAGGCUGAAGGGAAUGCGAAUGCAGAUGCGUUGUGACUGCGUAAGAUACUUACGAAAAAAAACAC
Drosophila ficusphila is the source of this 3146-nucleotide messenger RNA. RefSeq names its product integrin alpha-PS3-like. The coding region runs from base 1 to 3117 and encodes 1038 amino acids. The transcript is spliced from 8 exons. Gene Ontology annotation, cellular component: external side of plasma membrane; integrin complex. The record is from RefSeq and is a predicted model, not a curated record. Gene Ontology annotation, biological process: integrin-mediated signaling pathway; cell-matrix adhesion; cell-cell adhesion. NCBI's taxonomy places the organism in Eukaryota, Metazoa, Arthropoda, Insecta, Diptera, Drosophilidae. Gene Ontology annotation, molecular function: integrin binding.